Molecule: messenger RNA, 1371 nt
Organism: Penaeus chinensis
Lineage: Eukaryota; Metazoa; Arthropoda; Malacostraca; Decapoda; Penaeidae
Product: macro domain-containing protein CT2219-like
Exons: 1
Coding region: 194-1147 (317 amino acids)
Biological process (GO): peptidyl-glutamate ADP-deribosylation; DNA damage response; purine nucleoside metabolic process
Cellular component (GO): nucleoplasm
Molecular function (GO): ADP-ribosylglutamate-[protein] hydrolase activity
Source: RefSeq, a predicted model, not a curated record
AAAUAAGAGUAAAUAUGAGGUGCAUCGAAAAAUGCAGCAAAUAUUUAAAUAAAAAAAACAACAACUGAGUAACACUUAACCUAUCGACAUAACAUUAGCAUAUUAUUAUACGAAAGUUAAUAUAAACCACUAACUUCGUCGGACUUUGAUAAAACCUCAGAGCAAUCAAACAAAUGCCGUUAUCUGUUUGCUUAUGAUUUGUUCCACGAAAAUGGCACUUGUUUACUUCGUGUCUCGGAUAACUCGCAUAUCAUCUCCCGACGGCCGUUUUUUAAAGAAUUCUCUACGUAUUCCGAGUAACUUCCAACGAAGCUUAUGUCAAAGGACAGUGCUGACAGCCAUAAACAGUGGAACAGGAUCAGUAAGCCAGAUAUUGUCGAGAAAUAACUCCAGCGACAUGAGUUAUAACAAUCUCUCCCGGGACUUCGAGAAAGUCAAGUAUGAAAAACUUUCCCAGUCUCAGAAGGAACGGAGGAAGGAUUACAGCUGCGGCCAAAAAUUCAUCGAGCUGAAGAAGAUCCCUUCCUGGCCUGCCUUCUACAAGGAGAACUCUCACAGCGUUUCUACAGCUGCACUUCCACAAAGCCUAGCAGAGAAGUUCAAGGAUGAAUGCAGCUAUCAAGUGGACCCCGAGAUCAACGAGAAGGUGUCAGUCUUCUAUGGCGAUAUUACGAAACUAGAAAUCGAUGCCAUUGUCAACGCGGCCAAUAACAGCCUGCUCGGAGGUGGAGGAGUCGACGGUGCCAUCCACAGGGCAGCAGGGCCAUUCCUGUUGAAUGAGUGCCAGACUCUCAAUGGAUGUGAUACGGGUGAUGCCAAGAUCACCGGGGGAUAUAACCUUCCUGCGCGUUAUGUCAUCCACACUGUUGGACCUAUUGGGGAGAAGCCGUCCAUGCUAGAACAGUGCUAUCGGAGGUCCAUGCAGGUCGCACUGGAGAAUAAUAUCAAAACCAUCGCCUUUCCUUGCAUUUCUACUGGGGUGUAUGGUUAUCCUAAUGAAAAGGCUGUGCAGUUGGUCUUGCCAGUUGUGAGAACCAUGCUAGAAGCCCACAAGGAUAAGUUUGAACGAGUCAUUUUCUGUCUUUUCUUAGAUAUUGAUAAGAAACUGUAUAAUCGUUACUUGCCAAUAAUAUACCCUUUAAACUAAGAUCCUUAAUAAAUACUUGUUAAUUCUUCCACAAAAGUUGUGUGAUUACUUUUUUUUUUCUUUAUUACGUCUGAUUUCGUAACGAGUGGAAGAAGAAAAGCUUGAAUAAUUUUUGAGUAAUUACUUAAUCUUGCUGCAUAAACUGAUGUAGAUAUUAAUAAAUUUGAAUUUUUGUUUAAAUUCCCAAAGUAUUUUUAACCACAUGUAUUGUUAAUAUAUAUAUA